Rhipicephalus microplus (southern cattle tick) is the source of this 873-nucleotide messenger RNA. Its product is annotated as BTB/POZ domain-containing protein 6-A. Gene Ontology annotation, cellular component: cytosol. NCBI's taxonomy places the organism in Eukaryota, Metazoa, Arthropoda, Arachnida, Ixodida, Ixodidae. Gene Ontology annotation, biological process: neurogenesis. The record is from RefSeq and is a predicted model, not a curated record. Gene Ontology annotation, molecular function: protein binding.
AUGAGACAGCCCGAUGCCUCGCCCUCCAGGCCCCAGUGGAAGUUUUCGUUGUCCCAUACCUUGGCAUCUGGUGACCUUGCCGACGUGGAGUUCUGGGUUGAGUCCACCCACUUCCCAGGCCAGUCGGCUUCUUUUAAGGCUCACAAAGUGAUCGUGGCUUUACAAAAUGACGUGUUUAAGGCCAUGUUCUACGGCGACUUCGCCAAGGAGGACCGCGUAGUAAUCACCGACUUGCAUCCAGAGGGCGUCCGUGGCCUCUUGCGGUACUUCUACAGUGGAUGUCUUGAAGUAGGUACAGUGCAUCAGGCCGCCUGUACCCGUACUGCUGCUGCCAAGUACCUCGUGCCACAGCUGGAGCAGCGAUGCCUCAAAUUUAUCAAUAGCAGCAUGGCCCCCAAUGACGUGUGCCCCUUCCUAGACUACAUUAUGACCGUCGGCGAAGACGCCUUAACUCCUGCAACCAUAGCGAUCGUAAAGGACAGCCCCAAGGUUCUCUCGUCUAGGGCGUUUAAGUCUUGCACCGAAGCUACAAUCAAAUAUGUUCUCAAACACGUUACUAAUGUAGCCGAAACUUUGGUGCUGAGAGCUGUGUACGCUUGGGGGUGGCAGUGCUUGACGCGUGGGAAGGAAUCUUGCACAACCGAGCGCCCUAAACUUGGCGACCACGAAAAGGAAGAGUUUAGAGCUGCCCUUGAACCACUGUUUCCCGAGCUGCGGUUCCUUGCACUGACACCGCAAGAGUUCGUUGAAGGCCCCAACGCUUGGGGGGUCUUGACCGAUGCGGAAGCACGGGCCAUUGUGAGCAAUAUUCUGAAAGCAGGUUCCAUGCCCAUGCCAGCUGGAUUCUGCAAGAUUCGAGAGGCCCGAGCGUAG